GCGCAGCUAAAGCUGCCGCGAAGCCUCCCAGAUCCACAUUCGCAAGUGGUCUGCGCUAGAGUUUACACGCCGACGUAUUUAUUACACAUUUUCAUUAGAAAAUAUUUUAUUAAUUGUUUACAAUGGCGUAUUCAUGGAUUAUAUUUUCGGUGAUGCUGGCAUGCUGUCUUUUAGAGGCGUCGUCCCGGCCUUCUGACAGUGAGUUAGCGGCUUCACCGAGAUUCAAUAUGCCUGAAGAAGUAACGGAUGAUGAUAUCAGCGACGAUGAAGAAUUGCCACGAGAACAAAUCAGAUACCCUGAAAUAGACAAUAAUAAUACGCAAGAAAUUUUAAACAAAAUAAGUGCUAUUAACAAAGGACUAGUAAAACCAAAUAGGAAGAGAAACAAAAAUUCGCAAACACAUAGUCUUGGAGAUUACGUUCUGGACGCAGCAACUCUACAAAAAAUACAGCAAAUUAUAGCCGAUGGAAAACUUAAUGGUUACUCGGAUGUACAAAAGAAGCAUGAGAAUAAUUAUCUUGUAAAUGAUAACAUUAAUGAGUUUCGGUAUGACAAUUCUAGGGCAUUGCAGUAUGGGCAGCUUCCAGCUGAUUUAGUAGCUAUUAACCAAGCACAGAGCACUACGGCUAGUGUUCCGUAUAUCACAAGUAUACCCGUCCUUGUUUUGCCUUCACCAUCACCAUCAAAUAAUGUUCAUGAUCGAUAUGCACAAAACAUGUUUAAUACCAUAGAAUCUGACUCUCAAUUCCAGACACGACAGAGACCACCGAUCACACUCCCUUUUAAUAUAAAUUGGCCAUUAGCGCCAUUUUUUCCUAUUUUAGUCAAAGAUCCACUACUUGGAUUCCUUCAUGGCGGAGGUUGGAAUAACUUCUUUGAAUAUGGCCAAAACGCUGACGUGUGUAACAGAAAACAAAAAGCUAUAGAAGAUGGCACUGAAGAAAUGAUUGAAGUUGAAGAAGGGAAUACGAAUGAAAACGCAAAUCUACUCAUACCGGAGGCUAAACCCAAUGCUAGAGAAGCAAGGGCGAUUAGAAAAAGGAACGUCUCUACAGAAGCUCCAAAAAUGAAAAUUCCGGAUAGUUCAAAAAAAUUGAAAAAGUUUUUCAAUAAACCUGGUGCUACGUUAGUGUCUGCUGUGAAACCUGUCAAACCCGAAGCACCAGCACAAGAUACAAAAACUGUGCCAAAAGACGACGAUUUGAGAUUUCACAUGGGUGGAUUUUCGCUAUUCGGAGGUCGCCCAUCCGUGCCUACUUAUAAUCCUGGGUUCUUCAUAAAUAAGCUUAAAGUGAGGAGAGGAGGCGUAGCUAUCGCGGGUCCGGGAGGAGUAGCGACUGCUGGAAAAGGAGGAGCAGCCAUAGUGGGCCCCGGCGGGCUGGCCUACACGCAGCCCGGAGGGCUCGCAGUCGCCGGGCCGUCCUCGCGAGUCGUGGCUCUCACGUCCGACGUCGACCUCUCAACUAUCGUGACUCGCCUGCAGCAGCAGCAAGCCGCCACCGACGGAGGAAGAGAAUACUCUGGAUACGACGCGUACAGCGGAUACAACCAACAACCAGAAGAGUAUCAAUUUGACGGAAUAAACUUUGUGCAGUCGCCGUCUGCCGGAGACAGUACUUUCACUUUGUUUUUGAAACCAGUCGCGCAUGCCGUAAAUGGCCCUAAGGGUACGGCGAUUGCGAAUCCAGUUUCUCACGUGAUCAUAGGGUCCGGGCACACGGGAAAAGUAGUGUUUAACCCGAAGGCGUCGGCUGUAGUUGGCCCUGGAGGCAUCGCUCAUGCCCAGGCAACAGUCCAAUACCUACCAUUUUACGGCGGCGGCAAGGGCCAAUACCUAGAAGUAAAGACCAACAACCGAGGAGUCGUCAUCAGCGAAGUCAUAGUUUCAGAAGAGAAGAUAAGCAACGAGAACGUCGUCAAAAAUGUCGACGAGAGUCUUCUAUCUAAAGUAUUAGCGAAGAAUCUAGAAAAUCUGCAGUCGCUUUCUAGUGGUCUGAUAAAACUUCAUAAUCUUGGAAGGAAAACUGGUGCUUUGACUAAUAGUGACAAGGAAAGGUUCCGGACCCAGUUGGCUUCCCUGGGAGACGCCGCGUCGAACACUAUUAAGCUUAUUGAUGAAGUUGGGGAUAAUGUCGAUGUAUUAUUUAAGAGUGGAUCGAAGAGGCAGUAUGAGAAUGAUGAGGAAGAUGUUGGCGAAGAGGGCGUUGGCAUCGAGUCGCCCGAUGAUGGUGAAGACAACAUCGGGCUUCCCAUAUCUGGCAUCACUAUUGCCGAAGCUAAACCUGUUGGUUUAGCAGUGAUCGGCGAGAACGGUCUAGCAGCAUCUCGGCCCCAAGCCACCGCCGUGGCUGUUUCCGGCAUUGCCCUCGCCCGCCCCGUCGCCACCGCCAUCGCCGGUGUCAACCCGGCGCAACUCGGCAUCGACUUCCAAGUCAAUAAUAAGGAUAACAAGUCAUAGAUUCUUUUGAUAUAUUUUUAGACCUUAGAAGGUCGGAUGGCAGGCGUAAGGAGAAUACUCUCUUUGUAUGAAAAUGUGCACGUCAAAACAUUAAAUUAGAUAGCGACAGAAGCCCUCAAUACUUCCUAAAAUUUUCAAAUUUCCGACAAUGCACGUCAGUUCGUAAAGAGCGGCCACGUUUGUUUCAAGUCCUAGAAGGUAGUCUAGCGCUCAGGAGAGAUAUGGAACUGUUGUCAUAGCUAACAGCUAGACACUUUAGCAACUGCUUUACCAAACAAGAGAUUUUUUCUUUCCUCUACCCUUCAUACUUACAAGGUAGCCUGUGGCCACAUAAUGUUAGGAUAGUAUUUAAUUUAAGAAACUUGUGAUGAUUUUAACGUGUCAUGUGAUUAUUUUUAGUCUUUCAAAUGUGCAUUUAUAAUUUAUAAUAAAUUAUUACUUUACUUGCAAAU
Molecule: messenger RNA, 2911 nt
Organism: Leguminivora glycinivorella
Lineage: Eukaryota; Metazoa; Arthropoda; Insecta; Lepidoptera; Tortricidae
Exons: 7
Coding region: 123-2459 (778 amino acids)
Source: RefSeq, a predicted model, not a curated record